ACGUGGUUGAAAUUUACAUUAUGAUUGCGCAACGUGAUAAAUGGACUCUUAGAAUUAAAGCCAUUUGCUCUAUGCUUAUUGCCCUUUUAAUUAUAUGGUUGAUCAACAUCUCACCAAGUUUACUCUAUCAUGGUAUAUACAAUAAAAGUUACACCUUAUCAGAGAAUAUGGAACUGAUUCGUGGAAAUAUAUUUGCUUCAAACUCUUCAGAGUUCAAACUGGCUAUGACAUUGCACGAAAUGUAUUCAACAAUUAAUGAAACUUCCAUUCAAAAUCACUCUCUGAGAUUUGAUGUAGAAGAAAACAGACUGAAGAGAUUAUAUGAUUCAUUAAGUAAAAAUAAUUCAGUGAAAACUUUUCUCAGUUAUGGAUCUCAGAAAAUUUAUACACCAAUGAAAUUUUCUAAAUGUUAUGCUUCAAAAUGUACACUUAUUACUGGAAUGGAAAAAUGGCGUGAAGCUGAUGCACUUAUUUUAACAAAAGAUGAACAACCAAAUGGAAUUCGACCAAAUGGACAAUUAUGGUUUAGUUUAACGCAUGAAUCUCCUAAACAUAUAUCAUUGGCAAACACAUUAGAAAAUGAAGUUAACUUUACCAUAUCCUUUCGUUUGGAUUCAACGAUUUAUUCACCAUACGGUUAUUAUGAACCAUAUUCAAAGUAUCAUGGACCAAAAACACGAUAUCCUCUGUCUUCUCGAAAUUUUGCUGCUGGUAAAUCGAAAAAAAUAGCAUGGUUUGUGAGUAACUGUGCAGCCAAAAGUCCUAGAUUACAGUACGCUGAGGAACUUUCAAAAUAUAUCUCAGUUGAUAUAUAUGGUAAGUGUGGUACUAAAAUAUGUCCUAGAAAUUUGGUCAAUGAUCCCUUAAUGCCUGACUGUUUUAAAUUAAUUCGUCAAAACUACAAAUUUUACCUGAGCUUUGAAAAUAGUUUAUGCAGUUGGUAUAUAACUGAGAAGCUUUUUAAGAAUGCAUUAAAAAACGAUAUACUUCCAAUUGUGAUGGGUGCCUCGAUCGAGGAAUAUGAAAGAGUCGCUCCUCCAUACUCGUUCAUUCACGUUGAUCAAUUCGAAUCACCAGCUAAACUGGCAGAAUAUUUGAAGUAUUUGGACAAGAACGAUACUGCAUAUAAUGAAUAUUUUGCAUGGCAUGGUCAUGGGAUCAUACAUGAUUGGGACUCACAACCUCAAUGUGCAAUGUGUCUGCUAGCUCAUACAUCUCAUGCGUUUGGUCCAUAUUGGGUUCCGAGAGUGGCGCGAUGGUGGAAUGAUGGAUGUAAUGAUCGGAAAUUGCGUUGGAAUCCAUGA
Schistosoma spindalis is the source of this 1304-nucleotide messenger RNA. The record is from the annotation of a GenBank genome assembly. NCBI's taxonomy places the organism in Eukaryota, Metazoa, Platyhelminthes, Trematoda, Strigeidida, Schistosomatidae.